Molecule: messenger RNA, 849 nt
Organism: Scheffersomyces amazonensis
Lineage: Eukaryota; Fungi; Ascomycota; Pichiomycetes; Serinales; Debaryomycetaceae
Product: monothiol glutaredoxin
Exons: 1
Coding region: 190-672 (160 amino acids)
Cellular component (GO): mitochondrial matrix
Source: RefSeq, a predicted model, not a curated record
CUCAACCAAGCGUCCCACCAAAAAGAAAAAAAAUAGUGGGGGCCUGCAUAGAGCUCGACCAAACAUGGAUAAUUUUAGACAGCCACUAAUAUUGACUAGAUGAGUAAGCAAUCAACUCAUUAACUAUUGUAGGACUCAACAGUACCACUAGUAAAAUAGAUAUUAGAUAUUUAAAUAGGGUUAAGAAAAAUGUUUAGAAGAGUAUUGUCCAACACAGGUAGAUUAGGAUUUGCUCCAGUGAUUAGUAAGUCACAUUUCAUUAAUGUUAGAUAUAUGUCUAGUGAAAUUAAGAAUGCUAUAGAUCAAGCAGUUGCAGCAACCCCAGUUGUAUUAUUUAUGAAGGGUACUCCAGAAUUUCCUCAAUGUGGAUUCUCACGUGCCACCAUUCAAACUUUAGGUCAACAAGGAGUUGAUCCAGCUAAAUUUGCUGCUUAUAAUGUAUUGGAGGAUCCAGAAUUAAGAGAUGGAAUUAAAGAAUAUAGUCAAUGGCCAACAAUUCCUCAAUUAUAUGUUAAUAAAGAAUUUAUUGGAGGUUGUGAUAUUAUUACCAAUAUGGCAAAAAGUGGAGAAUUGGCUGAAUUAUUAGAAGCUAAUGAUGUAUUAAUUCCACUUGAAGAAGAAGAAGUUCAAGAACCUGAAUCAGCUAAUGUUAAACCUAGCGAAAGAUCUUAGAAUUUUUGUAAUUGGUUUUUACAUGUAUAUAGUAGAAUGACUAAUAAACAAUUAUAUUAAUGACAAUAAUAAUAAUAAUUAUAAUAAUUAUAAUAAUAAUAAUAAUACUAGUAUUUGCCAAAAAGAAAACUAACCUAAACUAAAUAAACCAAAAGAUUAAUUAAAACUAAAACUAAA